Medicago truncatula (barrel medic) is the source of this 1477-nucleotide messenger RNA. Its product is annotated as zinc finger transcription factor YY1. The record is from RefSeq and is a predicted model, not a curated record. Lineage: Eukaryota; Viridiplantae; Streptophyta; Magnoliopsida; Fabales; Fabaceae. Gene Ontology annotation, cellular component: chromatin; PcG protein complex; transcription regulator complex. Bases 164 to 1291 code for a protein of 375 amino acids. Gene Ontology annotation, biological process: regulation of transcription by RNA polymerase II. The transcript has 6 exons. Gene Ontology annotation, molecular function: RNA polymerase II cis-regulatory region sequence-specific DNA binding; DNA-binding transcription factor activity, RNA polymerase II-specific.
CAACUCCGUUUAGUUUUUUUUUUGAGAAAAGAAGGAAUUCGACAUGAACAUGGAAUGGAAUCCCCCCAAGCUUCAUCCUCGAUAGAACUAAUUCCUAAUUUCUCUUCAAACCCUAACCCUAAAAUUCUUCAAUCUCGGUGGAUCAAAUUCUGAGAAAUUUUCAAUGGAGACUCACUACAAUCACACUCUCUUCGAGAGACGCCCCUUUCUCACGUCCAAGGCUCCCGCUGUUAAAUGGGUCAAACAAUGGGUUCCACAAGAUGUUGUUGCCACUGGUGGGAAGUGUAUGCUGUUAAGAUGGGUAACAGAGGAUACCAUAAAUGCCUUGAAAGAAAAGGAAAAAGAACCAUUAGCUCCUGAGCCAGAACCCGAGCCAACUACUGAAGUACUUUUUCUUUGUAGCUAUGAAGGCUGUGGAAAGACAUUUAUAGAUGCUGGUGCUUUGAGGAAGCAUUCUCACAUCCAUGGAGAGAGGCAGUUUGUUUGCCAUUAUGAGGGGUGUGGAAAGAAAUUUCUGGACAGCUCAAAGUUAAAAAGACAUUUCUUAAUUCAUACAGGGGAGAGGGAUUUUGUGUGUCCUCAUGAAGGCUGUGGUAAGGCCUUCUCCUUGGAUUUUAACCUGAGGUCUCACAUGAAGACACAUUCACAAGAGAAUUAUCAUAUAUGCCCAUACCCAGAUUGUGGGAAGAGAUACGCUCAUGAAUACAAGCUAAAGAAUCACAUUGCUUCCCAUCAUGAAAAGAGUACACCAAUAGAUGUGCCGAUAAAGUAUGCAACUCCUCCUUCAGAAAAGCAAACAAAAACUGCCAGACCUUCUGGGGCGACAUACGGUUCGGCAUCCUCUGAUCGCCCAUAUGCAUGUCCUUAUGAAGGGUGUGAAAAGGCUUACAUUCAUGAGUACAAGCUUAAACUGCAUUUGAAGAGGGAGCAUCCUGGCCACAUAAAUGAUGAAAAUGCCAUGCAUGCUCUGGCUAAUAAUGCUGAAAAUGAAAUGGAUGAAGCAAGUGAUCACGAUGCUUAUGGUGGAAAACGUUCCAAUGGUAAAAGUCAGAGGCAAAGCAGGCCCAAGCCAAGCUUGAAAAUGCCUCCUUCUAAAGUUGCUCAGCGUAAAGGGUCUACUCCAACCCCCGCCACUUUUAAUAUGGCUAAAAAACCUUGGCCAGUGAAAGAAGAAACUUACGAUGAAGACAGCGAAGAAACUGAGGAGGAGGAUCGUGACAAUGUUGAAGAUGGUUGGAGAUAUGCUGGAAACAACGAAGAUGAUGAUGAGGAAACAGAAUAUGAAGACUGAUAUUUACUUUGCUUCUUUGAGUUCACUCUCAUUUUUACCUUCCUAGAAUAUUAGAUUUUUUCUAUUUGCUUUAGAGAAAUGUGUUACAGUUUUCCUUGACAUAGUGCAUUGGUUAUCGAAAGUAUGAAUGAUACUCUAGGAUGAAUUUAUAUUAAUAAUAAGUGAAAUAAUAUUUGUGUUUCAAUA